Molecule: messenger RNA, 973 nt
Organism: Engraulis encrasicolus (European anchovy)
Lineage: Eukaryota; Metazoa; Chordata; Actinopteri; Clupeiformes; Engraulidae
Source: the annotation of a RefSeq genome assembly
AUGCUAAGCACUAUUAUUACCCACAUCGUUAACCCCUUGGCCUACAUUGUUCCCGUACUACUAGCAGUAGCAUUCUUAACGCUUGUAGAGCGAAAAGUACUGGGCUAUAUGCAACUGCGGAAAGGCCCUAAUGUUGUAGGACCUUACGGCCUCCUUCAACCUAUUGCGGAUGGGGUAAAACUGUUCAUUAAAGAACCAGUCCGACCCUCUACCUCCGCACCAUUUCUCUUCCUAGCCACCCCUACCUUAGCCCUCACCCUGGCCCUCACCCUAUGGGCACCUCUGCCCAUGCCUCACCCAGUCACAGACCUUAACCUAAGCAUGCUAUUCAUCCUAGCACUGUCAAGUCUAGCCGUGUACUCCAUCCUAGGCUCUGGAUGGGCAUCCAAUUCUAAGUACGCUCUCAUUGGGGCACUCCGAGCAGUGGCCCAAACUAUUUCUUAUGAAGUAGCGCUAGGACUUAUUCUUCUCUCCACAAUCGUUUUCACGGGUGGUUUUACUCUCACGAUAUUUAGUGUGACCCAAGAAAGCAUUUGACUGCUUGCCCCGGCCUGACCAUUGGCAGCAAUAUGAUUUGUUUCCACCCUAGCUGAAACCAAUCGAGCACCCUUUGAUCUUACCGAAGGAGAAUCUGAACUAGUGUCCGGCUUCAACGUAGAGUACGCGGGCGGACCAUUCGCCCUCUUCUUCCUGGCUGAGUAUGCUAACAUUCUAUUUAUGAAUACACUAUCAGCCAUUCUAUUUAUAGGCGCAACCAAUUUACCCAUGCUUCCGGAACUUACAACUAUUAAUAUUAUGAUUAAGGCCGCUUUGCUAUCCGCUCUCUUCUUAUGAGUGCGGGCCUCCUACCCUCGAUUCCGGUAUGACCAACUUAUGCACCUAGUGUGAAAAAACUUCUUACCCCUAACACUAGCCCUCAUUUUGUGACACACAGCUGUACCUCUUGCUACCGCAGGAUUACCACCCCAACUGU